AUGAGUAGAAAAAGAAGAAAAAGCUGCAAGGGCAGAAAGAGCUUUGAUUCCAGAGAAUAUGAACAGUUGUCACCUAUUUGUAAAUGCCAGCAAAAUGUAGGAAGCCUUGAAAAUAAAGCAGAUGAGGCUCUGGCUCACUUAGCUGAGCCACUGGAUGUAAAGGGUACUGAAGAAGAUGGAAAAUAUCAUGAAAACAAGAAUCAGAGUAGCUCAGAUGCAUCUGAAGAUAGAGACCUUGAUAACGUAUCAGACAGCGAAAAAGAAGGAAAGAAGGAAAAGAACUACACUCCUCAAAUGUUUUCUCCUCAGCAAGAUGAAAUCCUAGCUACAGUAACUUUUGGUGAAUCAGAGGGCUCAUCCACAGGAAAAAUUACACUGUGGGGCAAGCCAGACUCUGCAGAAUUCGUUAGUUUGGCUACUGGAAAAAUUACUGCAGAAGUAAAAUAUGGUUCUUUUAAUGUGAAAGUAGAAGUUAAGAAUGUUUCUGUGCUUGAUUCUGGAACAAACCUUGUAGUUGAAAAAAGGAAAAGUUCAAAGAACAAUAAACGUUGUCAUGAAAGACAAUACCAGAAAAGCCAGUGUUCAAAGUGUUCGAAGUACCAGUGUCCUUCAACUGACCAUUCAGCAGAACACAAAGGGAAUUAUAAGGGAUCCUCUAAACAUAAAAUUCGAACUGCCAUAAACAAAAAUGCCUGCCUGAAAAUGAACAUUGAAGCAAAGGAAAUUAAAGUGGAAUAUACCAGCAGAAAGAAAAAUCUAAAGGUCAAUAUCAAACCUGGUGAAGAGGCACAGAGCAAAAACGGCAACAGGGAACAUGAAGACACAUAUUGGAGCGAAACAGACUAUUCUGUAACAGAGGCACCUUGCAAUACAGAUUCUAGUAAUACCUUGAAUAACCCAAACACCGGGAAGGAGUGUAUCAGUAGGAACAAUGUAUUAAGUCAAGAAAGAAAGAACUGUGAGAAAUGCAGAGACAUGGGGCAAAAACCAGCAAGACGAAAGUCUUUCCCAGAUACUACCCUUGAUGUACCCUUACCAGCUCGCCCUAGAAGGGAUUCUGGCUUUUGUUCAUUGCCAUCCUUAAAAAUGUUGCCUAAGGAGACCAAAAUAGGAGAUAUCUGUAACAGGAACUCACAUGUUCAUACCAGCUAUACAGAACUUUCUAACUGUUCUGACUUGACCUCCUCACUGAAAAGUUUGAGAGGUCUGAAGUCUUCAUAUCAGUAUGCUUUCACAUCAUUUGAUCAUAAUAUUACCAUUUAUCCAUCUGAGCCUGAAGAAAGUCUAGAUGACACUUGUUUACUGAAUGACUAUGCAGACUAUGGAGGGCAAGGCGAAGAAACAGAAGAAACAUUGAUGGAGAGUUUUCAUUCCAGUGGUACUACAAAUGAGAAAAAAGAAAAUGGGCAUGAGGAGCCUCUGAGAAACCUAGCCAUAUGGGAGGAAGACUCUGAGUCUACCGAAGAUGCUUUAGAUGAAGGGACACCAGAGUACAACCAUCAAGAAAACCAUGUUGAAGUGCAGAACAAAGGUCAGCUGGUACACGUCUUUCCACAUUGUAGAAGUCCUUCAGGUGAAUUUAUUAAUGACAAGGAAAGUACUAAUUAUGCAUCUACAGAAAGCACCCCAAAACAACUCCCAGCUUUACAGCAAAAUGUUCACCAACCCCCUGCAGAGCUUGAGGUAACAAAGAAAAGGAGAGGGUCAGUAAUGACCGUGAUAACUGGAGAACUAGAACGAAGACUCAUCCAAGGUGACACUAAAUUGAUACCCGAUUCUUUCAACUCUGCAGUAAGAAAAGAGCCUAAACUUCCCUGUAGUAUACAAGAAGAAUCCUUGCUGUCAUCCUUGCUCUUAGAUCCUGAGGAGCACGACAUAAAUAAUGAAUCAGAAAGCUUUUCUGAGAUACCAGACAUAUCUGGGAAUAUCCUUGUUGAAUCCGAUUACCAUAAUGAUUCAGCACAGGCUGCCAUAUUAUCUACCUCAUCAGCAUAUACAGAAAACAAAGAGAAUUUCACAGAACAUUCAAAUGUCAAGGAAAGACCAGAGAACUUUUGCAGUAAACAGUCAACUGAUGAUAGCUUAAAGAGAGAGCCUGGAGUACAUCAGCUACCUCAGUUAGCCAAAUCCAACCCUGAUGAAGUUGAGAAAAAGAUUGAAAUUUCAAAAGAAGAUUUUCAUCAGAAUGCAGACCUCCCCCCAUUAUCAGUAAAACAGAUUAGUCAGAAAGACUUGAAAUCAGAAAUGAAUAAAACCAGAAAGCUACCUUUGAUGAAAGACACCAGAGCGAGUGAUAGUUCCCAAGAAGAAGCAAUAGACCAGUGGGCCAGGAGACGGAAACAGUUCAAAGACAGCAAAAAAUGCAGUUCAACUGGAGGAAGCUCCAUAAACAGCACAAUCACUGAGGGAUCAAUAAAUUCAGAGGAUGCUCGGUCAGUAGAUCUGGGACUACAUUCUGAAAACGAGGACAGAGGUUUUUAUACAGAAAACUUUCAUUCUGCUUCCUGGGUUUUCAGAGGAGAUGAUGUCUCUCCGGAUAACAGUCCUAGAUGCCUCAGCAAAAGGCCUAGACCAGUUGCAAUUCGUGAAAGAACGGUGAAGAUCGCUAAAGGAACCGGCAAUUACCCUUGGGGUUUCAGGAUCCAGUUCUCAAAGCCUAUCCUUGUGACUGAAGUUGACACAAACAGUGCAGCUGAAGAAGCAGGGCUUCAGGUCGGGGAUAUUCUGAUAGCCGUCAAUGGAACUGAUGUCACCAGCAUGCCACAUUCAGAAGCUGCCAAUCUGGCAAGGAAAGGUCCUGAUACCCUGACUAUGGUGGUGGGAUCAGAUAUCAGCCGUUACCCUAACACCCCCAGACCUACCUGCCGAGGAUAUUUGCAUAAACGAACACAGUCAGCGAUACUGAAGGGCUGGAGAAAGAGGUGGUUUGUGCUGAAACAUAAUGGCUACCUACACUAUUACAAACACAAAAAGAACCACGUGUGGGUAGAUGUCACACUGCAUAACACUACACUUCCACCCUUGGCUAUCAAAAACCCAGAGUGCCUGGGGCUUCUCCACCAGCUGGACAGAAGCAAAGAUGUCUGGAUUCAGCACUACUGCAUUCUGAAGGAUGGCUGUUUGUACUUCUAUGCCACUCUCCGGUCUACACCUGCGCAAGGUGGCCUUUACCUACAGGGUUAUAUUGUGAGUGAACAAUCUCUAGGCUCCAAGAGAUCUGUAAUUGAACUCAAACCUCCAUCUGAAGAAUUUAAAACUUUCUACUUAUGUGCAGAGAACGUAAAUGAAAACAAAAGCGUUAUUAUGUGCCAGCGAUCAGCAAGGACAACUAACGAUUUUCCUGUAAGGAAAUUUGGCGUCAUGUAUGUGUUGGUCAAAACCCCACAGAGCAAAAAGACGACUUGCUGGUGGCCCAGUGAACUGGCCACUGAAAAAACACUCAUUAAACAGCAUGCAGCAAAAGGGUUCACCUCAGAGGUCAAAAACUUUCAAGUCGAAUGUGGGACACGUACAAAGAAAGCUGGAGAGCAAGAAGUUCAUGAAAAUGCGUAUGCAUUAGUAAGCUUCCAGAUGACCUUGGAGUGUCAGUGUGGAUACCUGCAGAUGACAGCAGGCUACGUGCUGCAGAAUGAACCGGUUGUUGCAGCAAGCCAUUGUCAACAAGCCUGGUAA
Messenger RNA from Charadrius vociferus (killdeer), 3672 nucleotides. RefSeq lists its product as uncharacterized. Lineage: Eukaryota; Metazoa; Chordata; Aves; Charadriiformes; Charadriidae. The transcript has 13 exons. The coding region runs from base 1 to 3672 and encodes 1223 amino acids. Gene Ontology annotation, molecular function: protein binding. The record is from RefSeq and is a predicted model, not a curated record.